CCCAGUAUGACCGCGUAUACUAAUUUUAUCGUAAUUAAACAAUAAGUGGUAAAGAAUAUAAAUACUUUGCGCAAGUAAAUAACUUUCGUUUUAUAUUCCAGUAUAAAUAUCAAGAAUGCCAGGCCCAGGAAAACAUUACCGCGGCAAUCGGAAAGGUUCCAAUCAAACCCACACAUUAGCAUCUGUGGCGCGAGAGACGGCUACUUCUCUACCGGCAGACAGCCCUGUGCUUGCGAUAUUCAAAGAUGCUGCUCGCAAAUUGAAUGAACGCCAAGACAGACAUGAGCGGCUCGUCAAACUCUCACGUGACGUGACCAUUGAAAGCAAAAGAAUUAUUUUCUUAUUGCAUUCUCCUAUAACAAAAGAGUCAACUGAAAAUACCCUGACUGAAGCUAAGGAUCGGAUGCAAAAACUGAUCAAUGGUCCUAUCAAAAGUAUUGGUUUGGAAUUGGAGUACAGUCCAGCUCACUUACAUGCCAGGGCUGUUACUGCCGGCUUCCAGGAGUUCAUAGAAGCAAGAACUCUGCUGUCUCUUAUGGCUGACAAAAGGAUCAUUACUUACCCAGAAGUGCAGAAGGAAUUGGAGUUUCAAAUCACAGAUGAUGACUCCCAGAGAACUCUAGUGACUAUGUUACCUGAGACUGACUACAUGCUAGGUCUUGCUGAUCUGACUGGAGAGCUGAUGAGGAAGGCCAUCAACAGCAUAUCAAGCGGAGACAGUGAGGAGUGCUACCAAGCCUGUCAAGUUGUCAGGCAUUUGUAUACUGGAUACUUAGGCAUAACUGGCACUCGUCUCUUAGUCCGUAAGAUGCCGACAACUCGCGCCAACGUCAACAAAGUUGAGAUGGCGGUGUACGCCCUCAAAGUGCGCGGCGGAGAGACACCGGCACCGCUACUCCUGCCUGCCGCACCUGCAGAGUGGGAACCACCUAUCAACAAUUUGUCCGACGAUGAAGGAUACUAUUAGACUUUGGCAAACCUUGUCUAUGGAC
Molecule: messenger RNA, 992 nt
Organism: Spodoptera exigua (beet armyworm)
Lineage: Eukaryota; Metazoa; Arthropoda; Insecta; Lepidoptera; Noctuidae
Source: the annotation of a GenBank genome assembly